CUUUCCGCUUGUGAAAUCUUCACACGCUCAGAGCAGAUAAGUUGUGGUCGUGCUUUGCGGCACUCCCUUCAUGCUGAGUCCACAAUUUCAUGAGGAUCGACAUUAAUUCACACGUCAGAGGGGAAUUUCAGACAUCACCGAUGUAGACAGCCAAGCAAAUGGGUUCAACAUCGUUGAGCAUCUAGCGCCAUGGAUUACCAUCCAUACCCACGAAAGCACAUAAACAACAAGGGUGCAUGUUGGAAACUCACACCGACUUAACCCAUCGCACCGAAACAUGACACGAUAGCCUUUAUUAAAAAGUCGAGAUAAAUUAACUAAUUAACUAUUUUUAAGACGGAAGAACAAAGCAUGUCUGCAUUGUUUGUCCUCAUCAUCCUACAAGGAGUCUUAGUGGUGUGUGCCUACAGCGGGCAUAACAAUCUCACCCCCCGAAAAACUGUUGAAUAUGAAGAUAACCAUGCGAUCACAUUUAAAGAGAACGGGAUUUGGAAUUACUCCACAAUGCUAAUUCGAGAGGAUUUGGGCUUGCUGGUGUUGGGAGCGAGAGAGGCCGUAUACGCCCUGGAUAUAAACAAUAUCUCGGUUGCCAAGUCUAAGGUUCUGUGGAAAGUGACGGAGGAGAAACAAAAGGAGUGCAUCUCUAAAGGAAAACACCCUGACAUUGACUGUCAUAACUACAUCCGGAUGCUACAUCAAAUGAAUGACAGUGUGAUGUACGUGUGUGGUACAAAUGCCUUUAACCCCACCUGUGAUUACAUAACGUACGGUGACGGACAGCUGAAACUAGAGGAGAAGCAGGAGGAGGGAAGGGGCAAAUGCUCUUUCGAUCCCUUCCAGAGAUCCUCUUCCGUCAUGAUUGAUCAAGAAUUGUAUUCAGCUACGUCAUAUAACUUUCUGGGUUCUGAGCCGGUUAUACUUCGUUCCUCUCCCGUUUCACUGCGCACUGUGAUCAAGAAUUCGUGGCUUAAUGAGCCAAACUUCAUCUACAUGGACGUGGUACCCGAGAGCGAGAAUAGUCCUGAGGGCGACGACGACAAAAUCUACAUGUUCUUCAACGAGAACGCCAUAGAAUACGACUUCUACAGCAAGCUGCUGGUGUCUCGCGUCGCCAAAGUCUGCAAGGGAGACAUGGGUGGCCAGAGGACACUCCAGAGGAAAUGGACAUCAUUUUUGAAGGCGCGUCUAGACUGUUCUGUCCCUGAGCCCAGCCUGCCUUAUGUCAUACAAGACGUUUUCCAUGCGCGCCACAAGAAAUGGAGGAACAGCAUCUUUUACGCCAUCUUUACAUCUCAAUCGAGCAUAACGGACCGGACCUCGGCGAUAUGUGCGUACAAUGUGACCGAUAUUAGCGAGGUUUUCUCUCGUGGCAAAUUUAAGACGCCGGUAACCGUGGAAACGUCUGAUGUGAAGUGGGUCACAUACAGUGGAGAGAUUCCUGUCCCUCGACCAGGAGAUUGUAUCAACAACGCAGCGAGGAGUCUGGGAAUAGAGCGCUCGCUGGAUCUACCCGACAAAACCCUACAAUUCAUCCGGGACCGGCCGCUCAUGGACGACGCCGUCCGUCCGAUCACGGGCAAGCCCCUGCUGGUCAACAGAGGACCGUCGCUGACCCGCCUUGUCGUAGACCACGUAACUGCUUUGGAUGGACAGUCCUAUCCUGUGAUGUUUAUCGGCACAGAAAACGGUUAUUUGCAGAAAGCGGUGAACUAUGACGGAGAAAUGCACGUCAUUGAGGAAGUCGAGCUCUUUCAGAACGGAGAGCCAGUCGAUGUCCUUCGUCUUCACCAGAAUCAGUUGUAUGCAGGCUCUGCGUCUGGGGUUGUUCAAAUGCCGAGCAGUAACUGCAGUCGCUAUACAUCCUGUCUGGACUGUGUUUUGGCCAGAGACCCUUAUUGUGCCUGGGACCCCACGGCUCAACGGUGUUCCAGAUUACCCAGUUUACCUAAUGAUGCAGAUGGUAAUUUAAUACAAAGUCUAAGAGAUGCGGAUGCCACCCGGUGCCCUAUAAGAGGUACUACUGAGCCAAACAUCCGAACGCUUGUGCUGGGAAACAACAUCAGGUUGCUAUGCCGACCAGAUUCCAACCUGGCCCAAGUAAGAUGGAACUUCGAUGGGAAGCAGCUGCUUUCCUCCGACAGAAAGUUCACCAUCUACAGCGACGGCAUCCUCAUCUACAACGCCUCGACUGCCGAUGCAGGACACUACACCUGUACGUCAGUCGAACGGGUCAAAGGAAGACCCUACACCCAGACUCUGGCCAUUUACGACCUGCAGGAGAAAUUAAAAGUAGACGUGACCGAAAAUACACCGACCACCUCGGGUAUCGUUCUUAAAAGCUACACGACAUCAUCGGGUUUAGAGGAAUUAAAAGUGAACCCUUUACGACCCGAAACGCAGAUGGGGGAAGGUAAGUGGGUGGUGAUGCAAGUGGCUCUAGCCGUGUUGUCGGUUAUGAUGGGAUGUCUGCUUAUUUGGAAUCUGUACAUGGGGCACAUAUCUCCAUCUAUGUGCUUUGGGAGACAAUUGAGCAAAACCCCCAGGAAUGGUACGGAGAGGGGAUACGGGCACAAAGUUGGGACUGAACGCGAUUCUUUGGACGUUAAACAGCAGACUGUCAGGUUGCGUCUCGCAUCAAACAGUGACGUAGAAGCAACCAACUUUCACAGGAACGCUCCCAAUGGGAACGUGCCGAUGGACACGCACCUUUCAAAGUACAUUACGGACGAGUCUGAAAUUUGAGGAUAUAAAUGUUUUGCAAUCUUUUGUACAAUUUUCUAUUUAUUUAUUUUGUACGUAAAUAAAAAAUCUAUUCAAAAAUAUCAGAAAUACUUACGGUCCAUUAAAAACAUUGCUGUUCAUAAAUGAAACAAUA
Molecule: messenger RNA, 2875 nt
Organism: Triplophysa dalaica
Lineage: Eukaryota; Metazoa; Chordata; Actinopteri; Cypriniformes; Nemacheilidae
Exons: 15
Coding region: 352-2742 (796 amino acids)
Biological process (GO): semaphorin-plexin signaling pathway; negative regulation of axon extension involved in axon guidance; positive regulation of cell migration
Molecular function (GO): chemorepellent activity; semaphorin receptor binding
Source: RefSeq, a predicted model, not a curated record